AUUUAUCCGAAAAUUUUAUUGUAAUCCUGUUUCGUAUAACCAAACAAAAGCAAUGCUGAAAAAUCUACUAUUAACAGCUGAAAAUGCGAUAAAAGAAUUUCAUCUAGGACCAAUUACGAAUUUACACAAAAAAGAGCCAAAUUUUGUCUAUGAGGUGCUAGAUUUGGGGCCAACGAAUACUUCUACGUUGACUAUUGAAUUUAACAAAUUCGAAGCUUUUUUCUGUCCUCUUGAACUGGAAGAAAAAAUGUGGGAAACACUCUGCACGAUGGAGAAGCUGGUCCUGCUGAAAGUUAACAAAUACUCUUUCAGCCUGGACCAAAUACUGAGCCUUUGUUGGCGCCUGGAGUGUUUGAAACACGUAGAAGUCAAAGUCUCUCCUCAACAUCCGCAUCCGUUCCAGGACGUCCCAGGAAAGUCGUUCCUGGAACUGUUGAAAAUGUGCUUGGGGCGUUUGCGCGUCUUCAAUUUCUCGACAGUGCCGAGCAUUGAGAAUCGCAGCUCCGAAUUCCAUCAAGCAAUGGUGCAAUUCUUCGUCCAGCACCGGCCAAAUUUGGAGGAAUUAGGGGACCGCCAUUGCUUCGCGGACAUGACGAUGGCUUGCCAGCGACAGAGGGAAAUUUCUCGCCUGCAUAACGUGUCUGUUCUUUUGGACAGCACAAAACGGAUUCCAAGCAACAAUUUUAGAAUGUUUCCCUACAUCGAACAUCUCAAUAUCAAAUGGGAUGACCCUGUAAACUGCCCGCCGAUUCAGGAGUUUUAUUUUAAACCGCUGUUAAGCUUCCCAAUGCUGACAAAACUGCAGUUUUUUAAUCUGACCUCACUCGCCACCUUGGAAUUUUUCCUGGAACACUACGGGCACCAACUGGAAAUGCUGAACGUGGAGCUGAAUCCGCGAACCACAAACCACGUGAGGAACGUACGCUUUUCGAUGAUUCGAAUUCUCUGCCCGAAACUGCAAACGCUCGUCAUGACCAAAAUCGCCAAUCCUGUCGACGACUCUGUCUGGUCGUUUUCCCAAUUUGCACACCUUCACGCGCUCUAUUUGGACGUGGAGUGCAGCUGGAAUGACGUGCCUGUCCGUCUCUCCGACAUCCUGAUGGCACCAAAUCUCAGAAAAGUGAUUCUGUGUUCCCUUCACGUGAGCGAGGAGCAGUUGCAAAAAGUGUCCGAUAUGAUUGAAAACGGCAGCAUUUUGAGGCAUAUCGUUUCGUUUAUUUUGAUCAUCAAUCCAGUAAGGUCCGAUAAUGAAAAAAAGUUGAGUGUUGCUGGUUGUCGGUUGAGAAAUGUGAUGCAGGAAUAUCGGCCUGAAGCUUUUUUCAAGUUUAAGGUCAUGAGCAUGGUUUAGCGUCGUCAAUGCAAUCUUUAAAAUUCUACUGUAGUAAAAUGAAAAAAACAAUUAAAACUAAUUAAUGAACAAAAACUUUCAAUCAAGGAAUGUAAACAAAUAAGUACUUUUGGAUUUAAAACUAAUUAUUCUGUUUAAAAAUAAUGUUAAAAUAGAAAUUAAGUCAUGAUCGUCAUUUUUGACACAAAUUUGAAAUAAAGAGGCUGGAAUAGAAGUCUCAUUACCUCAUUCGUGUGAAUGAUUUCAAAAUCGUCGUGAAAAUUAAAUUUUUUUCAAAGAGAUCAGUCGGAAUAAAUUUCUAAAAUAAAGCGUCAUUCGAAAUUGUAAUCAUAUUUAAAAAAAACUUUGUAAAAUAAAGAAUGUGAAUUUGAAAAGAAUA
Messenger RNA from Cloeon dipterum, 1727 nucleotides. RefSeq lists its product as uncharacterized. NCBI's taxonomy places the organism in Eukaryota, Metazoa, Arthropoda, Insecta, Ephemeroptera, Baetidae. The coding region runs from base 53 to 1348 and encodes 431 amino acids. The record is from RefSeq and is a predicted model, not a curated record. The transcript has 4 exons.